This is a messenger RNA of Cladophialophora immunda, 823 nucleotides long. RefSeq lists its product as uncharacterized. The annotation marks the transcript as partial. The transcript has a single exon. The record is from RefSeq and is a predicted model, not a curated record. Lineage: Eukaryota; Fungi; Ascomycota; Eurotiomycetes; Chaetothyriales; Herpotrichiellaceae.
AUGUCAAGACCUCAACGUGAGGAGAGCUGUCGCCAAGGCCAGAACGAACCGCUUCAUGCACACGGUCCUCGGCGUCAAGGAAACUUGGCUGAAUUUGUACGCAUACAGAGGCCUUAUAACUGCCCUCGCACCGAAACAAGCCCUCAACUUCGGCCCGGCGAUGCCUUUCCCGCCUCCAAUCUCGAUCUGUUGCCAUGGUCACCUCCUAAUCAUCUACGCCGGCACACUCAGCGACAGAUUCAUAAUCUUCGGGCCGAAGGCGCGCACGACGAUCAAAGAAUCGGCUCCACAGUGUUCGAGCCUACAGCCGACGGCGGAAGGGGGCAGAGGGUUGCCAUCAACCAUUCAAAGAGAAGCAGUGGACGAGGUGUACGACCGGAUGACCUGCAAGAAGUGAUGGGACCUUUGCUUUCCCGACUGGAUGAACUACCGAAUCGAACCAUGCCUGCUCUUUUGGGCGCGCCACGCCCCUUCAUAUUCCUGCAAGGACAAGCCGCAGGCGGAUCGGAAAUACGCCAAUUCCACUCACAGCGAGCGGAUCCGCAUUCAAUGCGAUCAGAAGGGCUUCGUGAUCCCCGCGCUGACGAUGGACGAAGAGGAGGCCAGCCGCUUUCGCCUUUCGAUUCUCUCGAUCGAAUUCUUAAUCUCUCAAAUAUUCGACCGGAUAGGGAUGACUCAGAAAUGCUCGACCGCAUGGUCAGACAGCUCUCGGAACGAGACAAUGCAAGUCCCGGACCUCCGCCCGCCUCCGGAGAAGCUAUCCUGUCUCUCAAAAAGAAGAAGGUGGAUGGGGACAUGCUAGGCGAAGAAGGGAAGGCUGAAU